This is a messenger RNA of Fusarium keratoplasticum, 2766 nucleotides long. RefSeq lists its product as uncharacterized. The record is from RefSeq and is a predicted model, not a curated record. Lineage: Eukaryota; Fungi; Ascomycota; Sordariomycetes; Hypocreales; Nectriaceae. Bases 1 to 2766 code for a protein of 921 amino acids. The transcript has 2 exons.
AUGGUCACUGCCCCUCUAGGAACCGGCAUUGCCCUACUAUUCCGUCUUCAAGUUGCAGUCAUGGCCCCGACCUCACCGGACAAGCCAGACGCUCGCCGUUCUCGAUCUCGACCACCUCUUUACUCCUUCUCGGGCACGAUACGCCACCAGUUGCCAGUCAUACCUAGACCCUCACAAAGACCCUCCCAUUGUCGCCUCCCACCAACCGAGGCCCCAACCGGAAACCAUCCUACCGGCCGCUUCGAUCGAGCUCAUCAAUUGGGUCGCUCUUCUCGUCCUAUUCGCAAAUCCGGGAUGUCGAUGGUUCCACGGUCUCAACGUUCCAAUGCCACUAUCAUCGCCGGGAUUGACCGCUCUCUUCGAUCCCACCCCAGUGCACUUGAUCAGUCCCGAGAGCCUCCUGCACCUGUUGACUCUAAGCACCGUCAGAGCCCGUAUAAACCUCUGUCUUCUAUCCCAUCCAAGAGGGCACACCCUGUCGACGCGAAUAGCGACAGCCGCUGCAGCGACGACCCCCCACAGAAGCGGCAUUGCCUUGUUCACCAAGGUGUAUCUGAGUUCUUCCACACGGCUACAACUGCCACAGAUCUGCUUCCUCAGAUUUUAUCUAUCAAUGAUGUCGUUUCCCGUCCCAACAUCGAUAAGUUUGGGGACGAGUUUCCCAAAGAGGAUCAACGCCACUCAAUGUGGCCUUUGGAUUCAGCAAAAUCUGAUACGGUGAUCUCACUUGGAAAACAGAAGAAUAGCACAACCGGACAACGGACCACACCAGCAGGAGCCACCAAGGAGCACAAUCAGUUGGACCAGCCUACUCGAUCCAUCGAGCACCAAGUCAAGCCCCUCUCCAAGAGGCCUGGAGAUGAUGGGCUGCCGAGCGAAAGGUUUGACACGAAGGCAUGCCAGCAACUCGAGUCCCCUCGCCGCACAGCCGUCUGCAAUACGGAAGGCAGUCCCUAUGAUGAGCUUCCAAACCCCAACAAUCUCUCGGAACCGAAGAAGCCAUCUCGGGACAAGAGUGAGACCUCCAAGAGCCCUGAUCCAACCACAGCUCCAGUCUUGGAAGGUUGGCCCCUCAUUUUCGCCUGUGUUGUUGCAUUCAUCGGUGGAAUGUUCUUGCACGACUUGCGAUUCCCCGACCUGCGAGUCCCCGAGUUUCGUGCUGUAGACUGGAACGAGAGGGCCAUCGAACUUGAGAUUGCGCUGGCGACGAUAUCAAGAGUCGUUCUCUUUGGCGAGGCCAGUCUCUCCCAACAGAGACUCCAUCCUGGCAUGCUCCCCGUCGAUGGCUUGGCCCAUGAUCACAAUCCCUCGUUCGGGCCCUACCAGAGGAUACCAGUACGAUCCAAGUGGUUUUCCAACUCAACCGAGUUUCCGCAGUACGAACCUUGGCUGACCACGUCAUCUGGGGUAUUUGUGCCGGAGCCAGAUUUCUUGGAGGACCUUUGGGUGGUUACUCACAGCACUUGCUUAGACGUUAGUUCGGUUCCCAUUCCGGAUGGGUCAUCUCCGUCCAACGACUUUUGUUUCCUCCUUGCCCACACCUUGACUGAGUUGAAAAUAUUCUACAGAUUUGGAUAUUCUGAAUUCGGCUCCUACUACACAGGUACGAGUCUCGGCAUGAAUGAGGUCAUGCUGUCCAACAUGGAAAUUAUACAACAGAUGCAGAGGAAUGGUUCCGAAGAGCUGGGCUCUGAUCAGCUUCGCGCCCGCGCGUUGCAUGCUCCAUCUACGGCAGCAGUUUCCCUGCCGACCGCUGAACCACCAUCUCCUCGCCGCCGGCUUCCAGCUGAUACAAGCAUCCCUGACGACAUACCAGAGAGCUUCAUCAAAGAUUGGCACGAUGCAAUGGCAGCUCGCAGUUCUUGGACUAAGCAGGAGCACGCAUCAACGACCACUCCAACGUUUGACACGACCGCGUCGAAGAUACCGAAGCUUAGAGACUACGCCGAGGCUCAGAUGAACAAUGGAACCGCGAACCUCUUAGUCCAGCAUGUUAUCGACGUGAUCGUUGGCCGACGCCUGAACGAAACCGACGAGGUUGAGGGUCCAACUUAUGGCAAAAUCAUUGAUCAUUCAACCAGGCUGGACAAGUUCUGCGAUCUUUUUCUUCAAUUGAAUGAUCACGUAUCGAAAGCCAUUCGGUUUGCGAACAGGACCGAGUUGAACGCCUACCAGCUCAGUAGGUUUAAACGUAUCCAGGACGUCGCCCCCUUCCUGCGGGACAUUGCCACACCUAGAUUGGACGGCAUGAAAGACAGAGCCAAGCGAGGAGUCCUGCUACUAAAGGAGACAGAGAAGCGCCAAGCAAAGCUUCAAAGUGAGAUUGAAAGGACCCUGCGAAACGGCUGGCUCGGUCCAAGAGUCGAGUGGCUGGGCCGCCGGACCAUCUGUUAUCACUUACCCGACCUGAAGGGCAUGGCCCUUCAAUGGAGCCAUGCUCGCCAAUGGCUGGCAGUGGAGUUGGAAGAAGUAUUCGAAAUCUAUCAGGGCCGGCAGGCAGAGUUCAACUUGCUCGACACGCCGCCAAGCAAUCUUUCCGAGAAGCAACUUGAUGAGUGGUGGUCAUGGAGGAUGGAAAUGAUUUGGUCGAGAUGGUCCUUGGAGGAUAGACGCAAAUAUCCAGUGGGCAAGGAGUCGUUUUGCUGGAGAGAGACGGACUGGAACCCUUACGCAUCCACGUGGCAGAGGAUGGUUGGAUGGGUGACGGGCCGAGACAAUGUUGACAUUCCGUCUCGAUGUGGCGACGCGUCAAAGAGACAUGGAUGA